Euleptes europaea (tarantolino) is the source of this 1293-nucleotide messenger RNA. RefSeq names its product thyroid hormone receptor interactor 13 (gene TRIP13). Gene Ontology annotation, cellular component: nucleus; chromosome. The transcript is spliced from 13 exons. NCBI's taxonomy places the organism in Eukaryota, Metazoa, Chordata, Lepidosauria, Squamata, Sphaerodactylidae. The record is from RefSeq and is a predicted model, not a curated record. Gene Ontology annotation, biological process: meiotic recombination checkpoint signaling; reciprocal meiotic recombination. The coding region runs from base 1 to 1293 and encodes 430 amino acids. Gene Ontology annotation, molecular function: ATP binding; ATP hydrolysis activity.
AUGGAUGAAGCAGCGGGAGACUUAAAACAGGCUCUUCCAAGUGACUUCCUGCAGAUACACGUAGAGGUUCAUCAGAAAUCAAACAGCACUGCAAAGAGAGAAGAUAUCAAGGAGCAUAUCCUAAGAUUACUGAAUAGGCAUAACAUUAUCUUUGGUGAUUACAAAUGGACCGAGUUUGAUGACAUCUUCCUAACAAAUAAUGUGCAGUCUGUUGCAGUUGUGGAUACAGAACUAAAGCUGAAGGAAAGACAGCCUAUUAACUUGAGUGAGGGCAGCCUUUCCAUUCAUAUUUUUCAUCUUAAUGAAGAAGGCCCCAGUACUGAAAACUUGGAAGAAGAGAAUGAGAACAUCAUUGCAGCUAAUCACUGGGUGUUACCUACAGCUGAGUUCCACGGUCUCUGGGAGAGCCUUGUGUAUGACAAUGAAGUAAAAUCAGAUUUACUAGAUUACGUGACCACAACGUUACUGUUCUCAGACAGAAAUGUUGACAGCAACUUGAUAUCCUGGAACAGAGUUGUUCUAUUGCAUGGUCCUCCAGGAACUGGUAAAACUUCCCUGUGUAAAGCACUGGCUCAGAAGCUGGCCAUUAGACUUUCGCAUAGGUACAGCUAUGGACAAUUAAUCGAGAUAAACAGCCACAGUCUCUUCUCUAAAUGGUUUUCUGAGAGUGGCAAACUUGUUACCAAAAUGUUCCAGAAGAUUCAUGAGUUCAUUGAUGACAAAGAUGCCCUUGUCUUUGUGCUGAUUGAUGAGGUGGAAAGUCUCACAGCAGCACGGAACUCUUUCCGGGCAGGUACAGAGCCUUCCGAUGCCAUCCGAGUUGUAAAUGCGGUCUUGACACAAAUUGAUCAGAUCAAAAGGUUUCCCAAUGUAGUUAUUUUGACUACUUCAAAUAUCACAGAGAAAAUCGACAUGGCUUUCGUAGACAGAGCUGAUAUCAAGCAAUAUAUUGGGCCGCCCCCUACAGCAGCGAUAUUCAAAAUCUACCUCUCUUGCUUGGAAGAGCUGAUGAAGUGUCAAAUAAUCUAUCCUCGGCAGCAGCUGCUGACACUCCGCGAGUUAGAGAUGAUUGGUUACAUCGAGAACGAGGUAUCUAAACUGAGUCUCGUUUUGAAAGAAAUUGCAAGGAAAAGUGAAGGACUCAGUGGCCGUGUCUUGCGAAAACUUCCCUUUCUAGCCCAUGCACUUUACGUUCAAUCUCCUAAUGUUACAAUGGCCACAUUCCUUCAAGCUCUGUCACUGGUGGUGGACAAGCAAUUUGAAGAAAGAGCCAAACUUUCAGAUUGCGUUUGA